This is a messenger RNA of Mytilinidion resinicola, 1130 nucleotides long. RefSeq lists its product as uncharacterized. The transcript has 2 exons. NCBI's taxonomy places the organism in Eukaryota, Fungi, Ascomycota, Dothideomycetes, Mytilinidiales, Mytilinidiaceae. The coding region runs from base 81 to 701 and encodes 206 amino acids. The record is from RefSeq and is a predicted model, not a curated record.
CCACUUUCAGUUACUUCUAUAACUUCAACGACCUCCGCCAAGCCUGUCAAUAACGACCAACGCCUCUCAAUAAGCUGAAUAUGGCACCCCUAUCUCUAUCGCUGGGAGUCUCCACAUACGCCACGGCUACCAUUACGCCCUUCACCACAACCUGGCCUGCUGCAUACGAAUCGCUCACUACAUUUUCUCCGAUCUCGACGCUAAGCGGCCAAGCCCUCAACCAAACCACGAAGUUCGAAACGUGGUCAUGCACGCCAACCCAGACGCAUACAUCCACUCGCAUCGUCAUACGCGUAACCACCACUGACAAUGCUACCCUCCAACCGGCGCCUGCCGACUCACUUCCAAAGCCCACCUUGCCCAAAAACGACUGGAUGAGCGUGGCUGGAUGGGGUUUGAUCGUGUACAGCGGAUUCUCCGCUUUCCUGCUUGCCCUGAUGUGGUCGGCUGGCAUGAUCGAUUGCAGACUGAACUUCAUCCGUCCGCUUCACCACCAGACUCCCUUCUCGCUCACCUGGGGCUCAUGGUUCCCGAGACGCGCAUACACGCGCAGCCAGAGGGCCAUACAGCUCGACAACCUAUCUUCUCCAAUCAGCUUUCACGACAGCCAUGAGCAGGUAUUGUGGGACGACGCGGUUGUGUCCUUCCACAGACAACAUGGGUCGUUGGGUACGGAGCUGCGGAGGUUGGGGAUGAUAUGACGAUGCUGGCAGCAGACUAGGAUAUCUUGGAUAGACCGGAAGCUUCUGAGAAGUUGAGCUCGCGGUCGAGGUAAUUGAACGUGGUCGAGGUCAUUGAAACCUUUGGGCAGCUAUGGGGCCGAUUUGGAUCAUGGACAGUUCUUGGUACCAGGCCAUGAGAGCAAGAUCUUGGAUCUUCAGUUUCUAGACUCUUACGGCAUUCGAUUACGAGAAAGAAAGUGGUCACAGUGCAAGGAGGCAUACAUGUAAUUGUCAAAGAUACACUGCUUACUCCACUAUGCGAUGGACAAGGAAAGCGUUUGCGGGGAAGUGCAGAGGACCUCAGGGUCUUCCUCGUCAUCUUACGAUCUGCAUAUGAUCUAAAUUAGCGCAGUAUGGCGGGUGUUUCAUGCCUUGUACUUUAGUGAAGCGACGAGAAUGCAUAAUGGC